AUGGCAGUCGGCCGCUGCACAGGGGAGAACACCCGCCGCUGCAUCAUGGAUGUGGUGGAAGCCGCGCCUGAAAUGCGUCGUGUCUGGUCUCCCUUCGAGAUGAAGUUGCGGGUGUCCAUCACUGACCGCUUUGGUGCGAACGGCCGUGCAGAGGCAGGACUUACUGAGGAGGGCUUUCUUCCAGAGUUCCCAUUCUGCCAUGUGGCAUGUGACGUGCAUCGCCUGUCCACUGCCACUGGCAACGCAACGAUGCUGAUGUCGGAGGAUGUGUCCGGCGUCCUGAACACAGGACUGGCGUGUGGCUCACUUGGUACCACACGCAGGCUACGGGAGAUCCUUGCACAGAUCUUGGAGCAAGAUCUGGAAGUCGAGUUUGGUGCCCCCCCAACUGGACCAGUGGCAGAGCAUGCUUCAGCAAUGCUCGACCUUCUUCUGCCGUCAGAUGCUCCUUCCCGUGCACAGCGCAAACAGAACUGCUUGAGAAAGUUCAUACUUCGCAGGUUCUUGAAUGGGGACCUUGCCAGCCCACGAAUCCGUCACCACUGCUGUUACGGUUGCUGCCGAUCUGAGGCAGCUACACGGGCGCUCUUUCGAACUUAUGUAGUGUGGGCUUUGAUCCCUGCCCGAAUACCCGUGUACUCCCGGAAAUCAUGGGUGGGGUAUGACUUGGCUGUGGAUGCAAUCGCGCUGUUGGAGGCCCACCACGGCUUGUUCUCGCAACUGAUGAACAAAUUCGUGGGCCCACCCAGGCUUGGUCCUACUACUGCAGGACAGGCGCCAGACGAGAGACCUGGCCGGGGAUGGCUAGAUGCUAUGGACGCAGAGGCUUUUGUUGAUGCGCAGCUGUUGCAAGGGCCACAAGGGCAGCCAGCAGCGCCCGAAGGCGAGCAGCAAGUGGAGGCAGGGGCUGUGGAACAAAACGGAGACUAUUGGGCGGAAUUCAACCGCAGAAAGAAGCUGGACGUGCAGACAUGGUAUGGCGCAAACCCUGGGCGUCGGCUGCUGUUGCUGAAAGAGUUGCUGGCUAUUAUGUUGGGACUCAUGGCGCAUUUCCUUUAUGUUGGCAGCAAGCGUUGGGAAGAGAAGCAAAUGUUGAAGGCUGCGCGGGGGCAAACACGCAAGUUCCUGGUGGUGGAAGCUGCUCUUGGGAGGCCGGUGGCAGAUGCCAUGACUCGUCUGAAAAACCUGGUGCAGAGACCUAUGCAAGCUAUCCCUUUCAGUGAGGUUGGUGCAGCAUUAGCAUCUUUGCGCUUCCGCCUGAGCUCUGCUGCGCUGACAGCGAUGCACGUUCUGAUACGCACGCCUCGCACAAAUCCGCCCUACAGUGUUUUUGCACUCCUGGCACCUGAGGAGCAGGCCCGUGUGGAUGCUCAGAACAAGCUCUGCUCCACUCCGCGCUGCAUGUGGGACCAGCUCUACACCUUACUGCGGAGCAAGUUUCCUGAAGACCAGGAGCUCUUGCAAACAGAUUGCCAAGCUGUUUUGCUGGCUUUAGCUGCAGUAUAUGCAGUGGACAUCAGCGCCAUUGAAUCACGGCACGCAUCCACACGUGAAUUCACGACGCUAAGGUCGAGAGGCUGGGUGCCAAACUUAGAAGCUGUUGGUUCCAAGUUUGUGACACAGCGCUAUGCCAAUGCACCAUCUCAGACAGAGCGCCAAGCAAGUGCAAGUGACGGUGCACCAGCAAAAGCUCGGCGGGGCGGCGGCGGUGCUUGGAGAGCAUUUGUGGCUGACGUGAGCUCUGGGAGCCAGAUCAAGGACUUUCGCAGCCUAGGUGAGCAAUACCGGGCACUCUCCGACGCAGAGAGGGCGCACUACCAGGAGGCAGGCGCAGCUGGAACUGUUGCCCACAAGGCCGGUUUCCCUUCCUUCGGCCCACGGGAUCGAAGGCCAAAAGGCAUUGUGCCGCCACGAGCAUUGCCAGGCACCGUGACAGAAACUGGGGCACUGGUUGCACUUGACACAGAGCGUGAGUGGCAAGUUGCGCCUUACACUGGCCCCACAUUUGAGGACGCGCUGGAGGAAUAUGCGCUGCAGCUGAAUCGUGCAUUGGGCACUGAUGCUCUAACCAAGCAGGAGGGACAGGAGCUGCUGAGUUUUCAGCAGGAGGUCCCUCAAAAUAUUGACAUGCUCACAGCGCUGCAGCCGCACUCCGAGCUUGCUACAGGGCUGGCCCGCGAUGUUUUUGCAAAAGAUUCUACAGCUUCAGCAGGCAUCAACAUGACUGGUUUCAGCUGGCUCCCUCCCACAGCAGCUUUGGUGGAGGCCUGUAUCCUGCAGGGUCUCAGCUAA
This is a messenger RNA of Symbiodinium pilosum, 2292 nucleotides long. Lineage: Eukaryota; Dinophyceae; Suessiales; Symbiodiniaceae. The record is from the annotation of a GenBank genome assembly.